This is a messenger RNA of Neospora caninum, 3105 nucleotides long. RefSeq lists its product as hypothetical. The record is from RefSeq and is a predicted model, not a curated record. The transcript has 8 exons. Lineage: Eukaryota; Apicomplexa; Conoidasida; Eucoccidiorida; Sarcocystidae. Gene Ontology annotation, molecular function: oxidoreductase activity; flavin adenine dinucleotide binding; FMN binding. Gene Ontology annotation, cellular component: cytosol. The coding region runs from base 1 to 3105 and encodes 1034 amino acids.
AUGGAAACCGCAGGCGAUUCAGGUACCUCGUCCACAUCUCCUUCCUCUCCUGGUUAUGCUUCCUCUUCUUCUCCAUCGCCUCCUUCCUCUUCCUCCUCUUCGUCCUCUUCUUCUCCAUCGCCUCCUUCCUUUUCUUCCUCUUCGUCCUCUUCUUCUCCAUCGCCUCCUUCCUUUUCGUCCUCUUCGUCCUCUUCUUCUCCAUCGCCUCCUUCCUCUUCCUCCUCUUCGUCCUCUUCUUCUCCAUCGCCUCCGCCUCCUUCCUCCUCCCCCUCUUCUUCUCCAUCGUCUCUUUCCUCUUCUUCCUCUUCUUCCUCUUCUCCAUCGCCUCCUUCCUUUUCUUCCUCUUCUUCCUCUUCUUUUUCUUCUUCUCCAUGGCCUCCUUCCUCUUCUUCCUCUUUUCCUUCUUCCUCCGUACCGCUGUAUGUGGCAUUUGCGAGUCAAACUGGCACUGCAGCAGAGGCGGCGCGCGAUCUCGGGCGAGAGAUGCUUCUUCUUUGGCAAAAGGAAAACGAAAAAAAAGUGUCUUCUUCCUCGCCUUCUCUCCCUCCGCCGGCAGUUGUCAGUGCCGAGGAUCUUCUUCUUCUUCCCGCCUUUCGUCGCCUGGCCGCCGCCUCGCCCCUCUCGCCAAAAACGCGGACAGCGCCCACAGAGAACCUCGCGCACGGCGAACGAGAAGAUGCCGUCGUGGUAUUUGUCGUCGCAACUACAGGCUACGGCGAAAUGCCCGAAAAUGCGCAGAAAUUCUGGCGGCUGCUGCUUCGCGCCUCUCUUCCACCAAACCUCCUCACGAAUCUCAAGUUCGCGAUCUUCGGCCUGGGCGAUCGGCUGUACAGACAAUUCAACUUUGCAGCGCGCAAGCUGCAAAUGCGACUGAAACAACUCGGUGCACAGGAAUUCUACAGAAUUGGUUUAGGAGAUGAUCAACACGACUUUGGCUACGAAGGCGAAUUUGACCCGUGGAUUGCCGGCCUUCUCCCGUCCCUUCUGUCUCUCUAUUGCCCGUCGACUGCUUCGUCUCCAUCUUCUCCCGCGUCGCCCACAGAAGACCAGCGCCUUCCGCCUUGUCUUUACAGCGUGCGCGUCUUGCCAGAGCAGACAGCGGACGCGAGACUGGGCACAGACGAACAGGCUCCGCUCCUGGAAGCGAAAGCAGCGGCAAGUCCACCGAGACACACGACCGCUCAGGAUGGACAGAGGGAAGCAGCACUUUUCGCGUCUCCGUUGAUGAAGGAAAUUGAUGAGAAGCGCAUCUCUGAGACGGCGCAAGACCAAAUGAAGCGGGGCACAGAUAUCGUUGGCCGCGUCGUUUCGAACAGACGCCUGACGCCGGCGUCACACUUCCAGAAAAUCCACCUUCUUCAGUUGGCCGUGCCUCGCCGCCUCGUGCGUGAAGCGUUCGCUGAUCCGUGCGGCGGGGCUGUCGAAGCCGGCGAGCGCGACGCAUCCGAGGAAAGUGCACACGCGAGCUGGCGUCUCGUCCCCGGCAGCGUCUGUUCGAUCUCUCCGCUGCUGCCGCCGCGCCUCACGCACGCCUUCCUCGACGCGAUGAAUCUUCCGGCGCAUGCACGCCUGGAGAUUCGGCCCAACCGCGCUCUCGCCGCCCUCGGGGGGGACGGAGAGUCUCCGGAGACGGAAAGAGAUGUCAAGGCCAGGGGCGAAACGCACGACAGCUCAGCGGCAGGCGAAGGACGACGCGCAGGCGACGGCGGCGUGGUGGUCCGUGCGUGGGAUCUGUUUACUCAAGUUGUCGACGUCUCGGGAAGGCCCUCGAGGUUUCUUCUCAAACUUCUGGCGUCGUGGAUCUCACAGCCCCUGUUGAAGGAGAAGCUCUUGUUCCUUUCUUCUCGGUCGCUCGAAGCGAAAGACGAAUUCUGUGCGUACUGCCGAGACGAACGCCGAACGAUCGCCGAAGUGUGUUGGGACUUCUCCUGCAAUGCCACCAGAGCGUCUUCUUCCCCUGUUUCCCUGGCCUCGGCGCCGUUGUCAGACAUUGUCAGCGCCCUGCCGCUGAUUCAGCGUCGGAAAUACUCCAUUGCGAAUUUCGUGUCUGUCUCGCCCGCGAAGAAUGCAGGGAAGAGGCCGCAGGGAGAGAAUGGAUCGACGGCAGAAAAGAAUUCAGACGCCUCUGGAAGCGGAGAAAGCGGAAAGGUGGAAGGCGUCCGGUGGCUUCUUGCCUCGCCGUUCCUUCUUCGCAUGCGUGCGCCGGCACUCUUUCUCUGGCUCGGCGCCGAGAGUCGCGCGCGGUGUAUCGACACCCUGGUGGCAGCUGAGGAACGAGCGGGCGGCGAGGCGACGGCUGCAGGCCAGGACGAGGAAUUGCUGGUGGAGAUGUGCUACGCAGUCGCAGAGGCGGAAACGGUCUCCAUGCGGCGCUGCGUGGGAGUCUGCUCCUCUUUCCUCUCUGAGCUGCCGGUCGGCUGCGUGAUUCCCUUUUCGAUAGAGCCUUCGAAGCUGCCACCGUGUUUCUUCGACUUGAAAACGCGCCUGAUCCUCAUUUCUCCGGGGACGGGCGUCGCGCCAACUCGCGCGCUCGUUCAGCAGCGCCACGCCGCCUGGCUGGCCGCCGCGGAGCGAGCAAAGGCCGAAGCGGUCCCGGCGCGAGACGCGGGAACCCGCGCAAAUCUAGAGCGCGCUUCCGCGUUCGGCGACGAACGACUUGCCGAAAAGGCCGGGAGACGCGAACGGGAUCUCGUGUUUCUCGGCUUUCGACACGAGCAAGCAGACUUCCUCUUUGCAGAUGAGUGGGACAUGUUCACGCCCUGGAUCGACGUCCACGUGGCCUUCUCGCGGGAUGGGGUGUACAGACACCUCAGUCGAGACCCGACAACAAAUGAGCCGAAGGCGACAACUCGCCGCCUUGGAGACAAAAAGAAAAUCUACGUCCAAGACCUGCUUGAGGAAACCAGUGAAGAAGUCGCUUCGCUCUUGAUUGAGUCCGACGCCGCCGUGCUGAUCAGUGGCCGAGCACAUCCCAUGCCCAGUCAGGUGGAAGACAUUCUCGUCGAGAUUCUCGAAAAGCAAGGAGGACUCUCCACAGAUGCCGCCAGGCGGUUUCUCGCCGACAAAAAACGAAGAAAAAGAUACUUCUGCGAUACCUGGGGUUAA